Triticum urartu is the source of this 2095-nucleotide messenger RNA. Lineage: Eukaryota; Viridiplantae; Streptophyta; Magnoliopsida; Poales; Poaceae. The record is from RefSeq and is a predicted model, not a curated record.
AUGGUGAGCGAGCUCCCCAACACCACCUGGCCCAAAGGAGCCUUCGUGGAAACUGUCAAGGUAUGGCAGCAGGAGUGGUUCUACAUCACCGAACCUCACGGCGCCACAUGGGCGGCCACUCCUGAGUUUAGAUUCGGACCCCCAAUGUGGCUCGCAUCGUGGACCAACAAGGGUCUGGACUGGGGGUCGACCGACGAAGUGAUGAUGCUGCAAAAGCACAUCAAAAAUAUGAUAGAGAAGAACACCAGUCUCCCUGAUGUGAUUCGGCGAUUCUUCAGCACAACACACGAAGAGAUCUGGAAGCUGCUCUUCAAGGCCCAGAAGACGUGGCCGGAGAUGACCGACAUCGGCCUCGACAGCGCGCAUCCGACCACCCCGUUUUCUGCUGCAUUGCUCAAACCAGUGUUUUUCUCGUAUUUUCAGGAAGCCGAACAGAUUAAACGGCUCGAAAGGCUUAAGCAAGAGAGGCAAAAGAGGAUCGCUGCAAGAAGUGGCGCAUCUAAUCCAACAUCAACACCGCCGCAGGCUAAAGCAAAACCUUCUCCAAAGGUUUCUCCCAGUACCCACAAGAGUUCGAAGUUCACUGACGCUGAACCAGGAUCCUCUUCGCCUCUAAGAAAAAUUAUUCCUGCCAGAAGCAGUACCCCAGGGAGUGAUCCUCACAAAACAGCCAAAGCAAGCAAACUCGGCGGUGACAGCUCAAGUGCAGUGAGCAAGUCAACCUCAUCACUGGCUGAGAUCAAAAAGGAGAAAAGUGGCAGAACUGAAUCGUCGAUUGAGCGAUUGAAAAAGCUUGCUGAACCUAAAAGCAAUGCUUCGACUGACCAUCCUUCGAAUCCCAAGUCAGCGAGCGCGGAUCACCCACGGAGAAGAAGCUUGCCGUUGCCGGAAGAUGUGCAGACCAAGAAAAUCUCUGCUAUAAUGCAGCUCGACGAGACCAAGUCGGCAGCCCUACCAGAGCUGAAAGUCAAAUCCCCCCGAACCCCUGCCACUGUCGUUGUGAAGAACAAGGCGGCGGCUAAAGUAGCAAAAGAGGCGCCACGUGGUGGACCUAAAGCACAUGCUACUUCAGAAAGUAGAGAUGGAAAGAAAUCUUCCAACGGUAAAGUUUCAAGGGUAAUCAGCAGUGAUGACAAUGUGGUGGUUGAGAAGACCGUCGUGAUGCUUGAAAACGAAGUGGUCUCUACGCCUCCUGUUGUUCUACCUCCUGGAAGAAGUGCAGAGAGCGAAACUCGCAGCGAUGACCGAAUGGACUAUCCCAGUCUGGAGCAGGAGUAUGUUGCCAUCAGGGCUCCACCUUCUCCCGUUGAUCUUCCUGAAGAUGCAAAUCCUACCAUCCAUGCAUCUGACAACCAGUUGAAUUCCUAUGAGGUGGAUGUGCCUGAGUACAAGAAGGAUGAGCUUGAGAAACCAGCCCCGCUGGCUCCAAUGGAGGAGAAGCCUUAUGAGGCCCCUUUUGCCAGGGUAACAUCAUUGGAGGAUGCUUCAAGCAAGACUCCUGCUUACAACCAGCACCCGUUACCUGCGCAGGAACCCGAGACACUUGCGCGUGCAGCGAGCGUGAGGGCACGCGUACCUGAGCCUGCUGCAUAUGCAGUCUCAGCCGAGGAGACACAUGGAGAAAAUGGCAAGCCUCGAAGCAAAGAACCGAAAGGCUUCAGGAAACUGCUGAAAUUCGGCAAGAAGAGCCACACUUCAACGAUGGAUUCUGAUGCAUCGUCAGUCGACGAAGCCCCUGCAGGAGAUGGUUCGAUGCUGAAAAACCUCAUUUCACAAGACGACUCUGCAGGCUCUUCUUACAAAGCUUCUCGGUCCUUCUCCCUGCUGGCGCCAUUCCGCAAGAACAAGGUGGUCGUGCUGUGAGGAUUUUCUUGUACUAUUUUUGUUGUUGAUGAGGCCGGCCAACAGCUUGAUUGGGUAUCGAUUGAGAUUAUUAGUUUGUUGAUUUCUUCUAGUAAAUACAUACAUACGUGCAUACUAUUUCGUAUAUAUAUACUUGCACUGUACGCUUGUGUUGUGUUGUUUGUAAGCAGUACUGUAUGUGUAAUCUGUCCUUUACAUUGUAUUACAAUCUACACAUCAACUCUUGCUCCUA